AUGCUCGGCCCGAGCCCCAUCCUCCGCGUCGGCGGUCGCAGCCAGGAGCUGCUGCGGGCCGUGCCGCCCGCGCGAGUUUUCGAGUCCCUGCGGGACCUGGCGCGGUCCGUCAACAUGCGGUUCAUAAUCGGGCUGCCCCUCGAGGAGAACGACACCGAGUUGGCCAGGCAGAUCAUGGACGAGGCGCGGAGGCACCUGGGGGAAGCCAUCGUCGGCUUUGGCUUGGGGAACGAGCCGGAUAUGUGGGACCGCCGUGUGGGAGGCUUCAACAGCAAGGGCGAGUGGGGGAGCGGCUUUUCAAAGUGA
This is a messenger RNA of Monoraphidium neglectum, 306 nucleotides long. RefSeq lists its product as hypothetical. The coding region runs from base 1 to 306 and encodes 101 amino acids. The transcript has 2 exons. The record is from RefSeq and is a predicted model, not a curated record. NCBI's taxonomy places the organism in Eukaryota, Viridiplantae, Chlorophyta, Chlorophyceae, Sphaeropleales, Selenastraceae.